CACAUAUAUGUAUAUAUGUGUAUGCAUCUACGCUUUGUUCCAGUACCCUUUUUUGGAGAACGAAAAAGCAGGAUGUUUCACACUUGCGGCUCCAGAGAACUAGGACAUGAAAAUCUCCAGAACUCAAUUCAAAUUUACAUCUUCACUUCACCAUGUAAGUUUCGAAACCUUCACUAUUCUCUCAACACAAGGGUUUCUCUAGGGUUUAAUUUGUAUAAUCAACACAGCUCAGUUAAAAGACGAAAUUGUUCUUUGCAUUCUGUAUCUCCUUCCUUAAAAAUCGACCAAACCCUUGACGAGAUUGUGAAUUUACAUACUGAGAAGCAAAACUCUAGAGUAAAUAGGGUUUCUACGGGGUUUAAGCUUCAAACUCAUUCUAGGCCAGUGGUUUUGCCAACACGAACUGCAAUCAAUGGUAAGAAGAAGAGGUAUGGAGGCGUUUUGCCUUCGAUUUUACGGUCGUUGGAGUCCGAAGAUGACAUCGAGAAAACCCUUGAUUUGUAUGAUGGGCAGCUCAGUCCCAAAGAGCAAACUGUGAUUCUCAAAGAGCAGAGGAGUUGGGAGAGGGUUUUUAGGGUUUUUAAGUGGAUGAAAUCACAGAAAGAGUACUUGCCCAAUGUAAUUCACUAUAAUGUUGUGCUUCGAGCUCUUGGCCGGGCUAAAAAAUGGAACGAGUUAAGGCUGUGCUGGAUUGAAAUGGCUAAAAAUGGUGUCUUGCCUACGAAUAACACUUAUGGUAUGCUUGCUGAUGUGUAUGGAAAAGCGGGUCUUGUUAAAGAAGCACUCCUGUGGAUUAAGCACAUGAGACUAAGGGGAAUGUUCCCCGAUGAGGUCACGAUGAAUACAGCUGUUCGAGUUCUGAAGGAUGCAGGGGAAUAUGAUAGGGCAGAUAAGUUUUACAAGGACUGGUGCGUUGGCAGGAUUGAAUUGGAUGAUCUUGAUCUAGAUUCUAUGGCUGAUUCUGAAUCUGGGUCGUUCUCGGAACCCAUUAGUUUGAAGCACUUUUUGUUGACUGAGCUUUUCAAGACAGGUGGAAGAAACCCUCCUUCGAAAAUUCUGGUUUCAUCGGAAAUGGAGAGCUGUGUUAAGAAGCCCCGACUUACAGCUACUUAUAAUACUUUGAUUGAUUUGUAUGGGAAGGCAGGUCGCUUAAAGGAUGCAGCUGAUGUGUUUGCUGAAAUGCUAAAAUCUGGAGUGGCAGUGGAUACUUUUACUUUCAAUACUAUGAUCUUCACUUGUGGAAGUCAUGGGCAUUUGCCAGAGGCAGAAUCUUUGCUUAGUAAGAUGGAAGAAAGGGGAAUAUCACCUGACACCAAAACUUACAACAUCUUUCUAUCUCUGUAUGCUGACGUGGGGAACAUGGAUGCAUCUCUUCAGUGUUACAGGAAGAUAAAGGAAGUUGGUCUUUUUCCUGAUGUUGUAACCUAUAGGGCUGUUCUACAUACAUUGUGUGAGAGAAGCAUGAUUCAAGAAGUAGAGGCUGUGCUUAAUGAAAUGGACAAAUCUGGUGUGCGUAUUGAUGAGCACUCUCUUCCUGUUGUUAUUAAGAUGUAUGUUAAUGAAGGAUUGCUUGAGAGGGCAAAAAUCCUUCUCGAGAAGUGCCAGUUGGAUGGUAGGGUGUCAUCGAGGUCAUAUGCAGCUAUAAUAGAUGCAUAUGCUGACAAGGGACUUUGGGCUGAAGCUGAGGCUGUCUUCUACAGGAAGAGGGAUUUAGGUGGACAGAAGAAGGAUGUUGUGGAAUAUAAUGUCAUGAUCAAAGCAUAUGGUAAGGCAAAGCUUUAUGAUAAAGCUUUCUCACUCUUCAAGAACAUGAAAAAUCAUGGGACUUGGCCGGAUGAAUGUUCUUAUAACUCUAUCAUUCAAAUGUUUGCUGGGGGUGAUUUAGUAGACCAAGCAAUGGACCUUUUAGCUGAAAUGCGAGCAGUGGGAUUUAAACCCACAUGUCUAACAUAUUCUGCUGUUAUUGCAAGUUAUGCUCGUUUGAGCAGGCUUUCUGAUGCAGUUGAUGUCUAUCAAGAAAUGGUAGGAGCAGAAGUAAAACCAAAUGAAGUUGUUUAUGGAUCUUUGAUUAAUGGAUUUUCAGAAGCUGGCAGAGUUGAAGAAGCUCUUCACUAUUUCCACAUCAUGAAAGAAUUUGGCAUUUCUGCAAAUCAAGUGGUUCUAACCACCCUGAUUAAGGCUUAUAGUAAGGUUGGGUCCUUGGAAGGAGCAAAACAACUGUAUGAGAAAAUGAAGGAUUUGGAGGGUGGCCCUGAUAUCGUGGCAUCAAAUAGUAUGCUCAAUCUAUAUGCAGAUCUUGGAUUGGAGUCUGAAGCCAGAUUAGUUUUUGAUCAUUUGAAAGAGAAGGGUUGGGCAGACGGGGUUACAUUUGCAACCAUGAUGUAUCUUUACAAGAACAUGGGCAUGCUUGAUGAAGCCAUUGAUAUUGCUGAGGAGAUGAAAGAAUCAGGUUUACUGAGGGACUGUGUUUCAUUUAAAAAGGUGAUGGCAUGCUAUGCAACAAAUGGGCAGUUAGUCGAGUGCGGGGAAUUGUUGCAUGAAAUGGCGAGUCGGAAGAUUUUGCCGGAUGGUGGGACAUUUAAAGUACUAUUUACCGUAUUGAGAAAGGGAGGCAUUCCAAACGAAGCAGUAACACAGCUGGAAUUAUGUUACAAGGAAGGUAAACCUUUUGCCAGACAAGCUGUAAUAACCUGUGUCUUCUCUGUAGUGGGCUUGCAUGCUUUUGCGCUUGAAUCCUGUGAAAUCCUCACAAAAGCUGAAGUGGGGUUUGAUACCUUUCCCUACAAUGUUUUAAUAUAUGCUUACGGGGCUUCGGGAGAAAUCAACCAGGCUUUGAACGUUUUCAUGAAAAUGCAAGAUGAGGGUCUAGAACCAGACCUUGUUACUUUCAUUAAUCUUGUAGGUUGUUAUGGAAAAGCUGGCAUGGUAGAAGGUGUGAAGCGCAUUUACAGCCAAUUGAAAUAUGGCGAGAUUGAGCCGAAUGAAUCCUUGUUCAAGGCGAUCAUUGAUGCCUAUAAAAAUAACAACAGACAUGACCUUGCUGAAAUGGUUAACCAAGAGAAGCGAUUUGCUUUUGACACACAACAUUAUGCUGAUUCUGAAAUAGAAGAUGAUCCUGAUGAAACUUCUACAGAAUUCACAGACAUGGUGUAGUUGAGGGGAGACGGACACUUUUUUUGUUCUUCAGGAAACGGGGAACCCUUCCAACCUGGUUAACUUUGGCACAUGGUAUUGUUGAAGUAACAAGCUCCUUACGUUGUUCAAUGUACAUAGCAUAUGUGUGCAGCAUUCAUGUUUGUGUUUUUAUGAACUGUACAACUAUCAACUGAUGGAUACAUGUGACAUAGUAGUUGCAGAUUUUGGUGGAAGAUGUAAUACAUUGGUGUGGAGAAUACGCCAUAUGUAUCUUUGAAAGCAUAUUGUAACCAUGAUUUUAAUUUUUAAAUAAAAGUGCACCUUAUGGAAAUGAUGUACUAUGCAUAAUUGAAGUUAAUGUGUUUGAGGCCA
This is a messenger RNA of Cornus florida, 3507 nucleotides long. RefSeq names its product pentatricopeptide repeat-containing protein At1g73710. The transcript has a single exon. The record is from RefSeq and is a predicted model, not a curated record. Gene Ontology annotation, molecular function: protein binding. NCBI's taxonomy places the organism in Eukaryota, Viridiplantae, Streptophyta, Magnoliopsida, Cornales, Cornaceae. The coding region runs from base 16 to 3153 and encodes 1045 amino acids.